UGUCAUGUUUUUUUUUUAAAUCAAUGUCUUACCCAUAUCAUACCAUGUUGUUGUUGUUGUUGUUGUUGUUUCUGCAACAAAAUAUACAUUUACAAGAUUAAAAUGAUUUAUUUCUUGCUUUUGCUAGAUCAUUGCUUUGGAACUGGUGGCUCGCCCUGCGUGUUCCCCUGAUCGGUCUGACAGUACCCUUGUACUACCUACCCAGCAUCCCAGUGACCCAGUUCACACAUAAACGGAUACACAGAAAGAUCUUAAACGAGACAUACAAACCAGGAUCCUGUCACACAUCAUUUGGAAAAAAAGCCACAUCCAGUGUCCAUUCCACAAGAUAGCUAAGUAUAACGGUUAUCAAUCAUGCCUCGCAAAGGUAAGCGCUCGCAAGCAGCAAAAACAAGAUGGCUAAAAGUUUCUUUGCCAAACUGUGAAAAUGAUAGCCAGGAUUGCAUAAACACCUCUGAUAGUAACAUAAAUAAUUGUGAUUUAUUGCAACCAUCUGUACAUGACAUUCAAAUGCAACGUCAUCUCAACCCUUGUGAUUGUAUGCAAGCUUCACACUCUCAAAAUGAUAACAAAUAUAGUACCUUCUCUAGAAACAAACAGUGUACCUGUAAUUCACUGAUGUUUCUUUCUUUUCUUAAUGAAAAUGAAAACAUAACUGCAGAAGAUCUUGACAAUGUUCUAGAUAAGGGGGAUUCAAUUUAUUGUGAGCAAAGGAAAAGCUUUCCAAACAACUCUUUUUUGGCAUUUGAUGAGCUUCCUGACAUUGUUUCAGCACGCGCUACUGUGUACAACAUAAAAAAAGAACUAGAGUCAAGGUUUGGUUCUUUCAAAGACCCUGUUCCUGAAGCAGCUGAUGACUAUCUAGAUUUGACAGCAGGCCUAAGCUGCUUAUUAUCAGAUGUUCAGUAUGCAUUGUUGAUCAUUUCCAAUAUAUGCAUUGCUGUUUUCAGAACAUCCUGUGGCAAAUAUGGAUUUUUUGAUCCCCAUUCAAGAACAAGUACUGGUAUGCCUGUGCUUCCAGGAACAAAUGUUCAUGGCACUGCUAUUAUGCUGACAUUUACAAACCUACAAGACAUGAUAGACAGACUAGGAAAAUGCUUGCAAAUACUCGGUGUUCCAUCAUCUGAAACUUACCAGUUACAGCCUAUAGAAUUUGACCCUUUAACUACCUCCAGUGAACAACAUUCUACGGAAGGCUUGCAAGACGACAAUAAUAAAAAUGUAACACCUCUAUGUCUUCUUCGAAGCACAGAUGACUACAGUGAUGGAGAAGAACUAGUACAAAGCGCCAAAAAACAAAAGACAGAAAUGUAUUCUAACAUACAGCCGCGGGAAACAUUGAAUGAAGAUGACUCAAAUGUUUCUGAUAUAGAGGCACUAAUACCAAUACUCUUGGGUUGCUUGCCUUCAAACAGAUCCACUGUUGAUGGUAAAAAUAUUAGUGAAAUGCCAUAUAACAAAUCUGGUAAUACUAUCAACGAAAUCAGUAUCUCUCCAGAUAACAUUAAACAACACAUGUUAAAACUGAAUAAAAACAGGAGGCAAAGAUUUUUAAGGUUGAAAGUACAAUGUCAAAAAAAUGGAAAUGGCAAGAAAAAACAUAUCUCUGAUGAGAACCGUACUACUAAGAAACGACUAUACUCAAAGCUGUUGUACCAAACCAAUGCAAUUGUACGUCAAAAAAAAAAAAACUAUGUUGCUCAUUUAUAUCAAAAUGUUGAAGAGUUCAGACAAAAACAAAAACAAUUUGCAAUAAAACGCUAUCAAAACAAAGCAGAAGUAAGACAAAAACAGAAAGACUUAAUGACAGAACAUUAUAAAAAUGAUCCCAUGUUCAGAAAAAAACAGAAACGGUUCAUAAGGGAAAAGUAUAAAAAUAACCAAGAGUUUAGACAAAAGCAAAAAAAUUUUACAACUGCACGUUACAGAAACAGUCCUGACUUUAGACAGAAGCAGAAAGAAAUGUCAUAUAAACAUUACCAUGCCAGUCCCGAGUAUAGACAGAAGAAGAAAAAUAUAAUCACAAAUCGUUACCACAGCGAUGCUGACUUUAGACAGAAGCAGAAAGAAAUGUCGUAUAAACGUUACCAUGCCAGUCCUGAGUAUCGGCAAAAGAAGAAAAGUAUGGUUACUGUACGUUAUUGUGUCAAUUCUGAGUAUCGGCAGAAGCAGAAACGACGCAUUACCCAACGUUAUCAAAGUUGUGAAAAAUUUCAACAAAAACAAAAGCAAUUUGCAAAAAAACGAUACAUACAAAGUGCUGAUGUAAGGCAGAAGCAAAGAAUGUAUUUUGUUAACAGCUACAGGAACAACUUAGCAUUAUGUAAGAAACAGAAAUUGUACAUGACACAGCGUUAUGCUCAAGACAAAGAAUUUCGAAGUAGACACAGAGAGUUAAUGAGAAAAAUAAUGCUAAACAAAUACAGAAAUGACCAAGCAUUUCAAAUUAAGCAAAAAUGCGCAUUACAAAUAAAGAAAAAAUACAAAAACAUUUUUGUAAAUCCAACCCAUGUCAGUGAAGAUACGUCAACAUCCCAGACAAACGAGAAUCAAAGACUGAUAAAAUUAGCCAUUUCUGUUUUUAAAGCAAAUGUUAAAAGUGGUCCAACAUUUAUUUGCACUGUUUGCCAUAAAGCUUUGUUUCCAAAUCAAGUCAAGUCAUGUAAUAGGAACAAAUACAUAAAAAAUGUACACGUGGUAGCACAAUGUUUGACAGGUAAAUAUGUCCAUACUUGUACCACUUGUGAAGAACAUUGCACAGUUCCCGAUGAGAGGAGAAAAGAAUGGAUAUGUUACACUUGCCAUAACUAUGUGAAAGCUGGAAAAAUGCCCCCACUUGCUGUAGCCAAUAAUUUACAGCUAGCAGACAUUCCAGAGGAUUUGUGUAAUCUUAACAUCUUGGAGAGGCAUCUCAUUGCAAAGUGUAUCCCGUUCGCUAAGAUUGUCCCACUUCCCAAAGGCAGACAACAUUCAAUACGUGGUAAUGUAGUGUGCGUGCCAUCAGAAGUACAAGAGACAGUUGAUACAUUACCCAGAAUAAGAAGCCAAUCUCAGGUUCUCAGGGUCAAACUUAAGAGACGAUUAUGCUACAAAGGUCAUCAGCUUUUCCAAUCUGUUACAUGGUCUAAACUAAUGCAAGCUUUACAUAAACUAAAACAAAUUCAUCCUCAGUACCAGGACAUAAGUAUUAGAGAUGAGCCUGAAGUUUGCGAUCCAACCCUAGCAGAUGAAGUCAGUGAUGAGGAUGAUCAGGAAGCUGCACAAACUAAUGUCAGUCAGAGAGCAUCGCGUGAAACAAGUGCCAUUUCAAAUGAACAGAACGUCACAGAAAAUGAGGACACUAACACAGACCAGACUACAAACACAACUGUUGAAACUGAAGUACAGAACGAUGAUGAACAAGAAGGUGAUCUUCCAAAUGGAGGACUGGCUUUAGAAUCCUGCCUUCAACCACCAAACGUUGCUGAAGACAUUUUGUCAUUCACUGAAGGGAUUUACU
Oryzias melastigma (Indian medaka) is the source of this 3499-nucleotide messenger RNA. RefSeq lists its product as uncharacterized. The transcript is spliced from 2 exons. The record is from RefSeq and is a predicted model, not a curated record. The annotation marks the transcript as partial. NCBI's taxonomy places the organism in Eukaryota, Metazoa, Chordata, Actinopteri, Beloniformes, Adrianichthyidae.